This is a messenger RNA of Durotheca rogersii, 1286 nucleotides long. RefSeq lists its product as uncharacterized. The coding region runs from base 170 to 1108 and encodes 312 amino acids. Lineage: Eukaryota; Fungi; Ascomycota; Sordariomycetes; Xylariales; Xylariaceae. The record is from RefSeq and is a predicted model, not a curated record. The transcript is spliced from 2 exons.
GGGAGAGCGAGUCAACUUUGAGGGUCGGUAGUCUGAUCCGAGAUCCCAGAGAAAACACCACCACUUUCUCAUUUAGUCCACGAUCAGGACGACAGGUCUACCCUAUCCAGCACCAGCGUCUCAUCUGUGUCCAGCCUGUAUCAGCCAUCACAUACCGCCAACCGCAGAUAUGACAGACUCGACGAACUUCUUUGACGACCUCACGAAAGAGGAACGCGAUUUGGCAUUUCGGAUCUUCACCAAGCCCAAGAGCCAAUUCCGAGAACUGAUCGUCGAGGAGAUGAGCCGCAUCUGGGACGCCGACCCCCGAUCCGAAGGCCGGUCAGACAAGCGCUGGCACGUCCAACGCGGAAUCAGCGGAGGCUGGCUCUUCGACCAGGCCUUCGAAGAGAUCAGGUCCCAGUGGGUUGAGCAAGGAAUAUGGAAGAACUCCUGGGACCGCGACGAGCAAGGUCCGACAUCUGACGACAGCUGGAAGCACGAAGACCCGCUACCGGAUCUCCCGCCCAACAACGGGGUUGGAACUAGGUUUCAACCAGGAUGGCGAGCCGAGCUGGUUCGCGAACGCGAGGCGUCGCGCCCGAUCAACCAGUUCUUCUAUCAGGUGAAGAAAGAACAAGAGCGGCUCGUGGCCCCUCAUGAUGGGAGCCUUGAGUCCAGCCCUCCCGAUAUCAGCUCGCUAGCGUAUGAUAUAGUACGCGGGACCUGGACGGCGAAGCAUAUCUGGGACGAGGACUGGGGGGUGCUCCCCGGUCUGAUCUGGAGGCACGAGAAGCCGUUUGAUCUAGCCGCGUUCGGCGCAAAAGUGCCGGAGGAAACUCCCCCGAUCAUUGGUUCGGGGCUGACGACGGCUCCUCCGCAUCGACUGUCGGAGUCGGAGCCGGAGUUGGAAGACGGCGACAACGACGACGACGGCGACGAUGACAAGGUUCCCUUCGCACUCAUACCCGGGCAUAAGCCUUACAGGUAUAUCCUGAAAACACCGGACGACGUCGACCCUCCGCCGCAGUACGAGAAGAAAGAUGCCGAAGAGUUUGUGCUAAGCAAACCACCCCCCAAGAGGGCCAGAAGGGCGAGGAAAGACAAGACGAUUCAAGCAACCGCAUGAACACCCAGCCCUCAACCCCAGGGCGAUACAAUUCUCCGCUAAGCGGCGGCAACCCAGGCCCUGGGAGCUGGGCACGGAGAUCACUGCAUACAAAGAUAGACGUGUGGCCCCGUCGCUAAUUUUACAACAUUUCGCCGUGUUCAUUUCAAAUUACGCCUCGACUUCCGCACCAACCACG